AUGUUGCUGGGGGAGCUGUCCAAGGACUUCCUGACUCGCCCCCUAACACGGAAUGAAGUACUUGUUGUUCUUCUUCGUGUGGCCAUCUUCGGAGCUACCACCUACUUCAGUAUAAAGUGGGUAUCAGAUGCCCUAGACCCUGCCCAGAAGCAAAGAAUACAGUUGAAGAAAAAAGCAGAACACCUGAUGAAGCAGAUUGGAAUAGAAAGGGUGAAGCUGACGGAGCAUGAGAUGAACAUUGUUGCUCAUUUGGUGGUUCCCAGGGACAUAAAGGUCACUUGGAAUGAUGUUGCAGGCCUAGAUGAGCUGGUCAGUGAACUUCGAGACACUGUAAUCCUACCAUUACAACAGACACACUUGUUUGAGCACUCCAGGCUCUGCCAGCCUCCAAAAGGUGUCUUACUUUAUGGGCCUCCAGGAUGCGGUAAGACCCUUCUUGCCAAAGCAAUGGCCCAGGCAUCCAACUGCAGGUUCAUCAAUCUUCAAGCAUCUACCUUGGUGGACAAAUGGUAUGGAGAGUCGCAGAAACUCACAGCUGCUGUUUUUUCUCUAGCAACCAAAAUCCAACCCUGCAUAAUUUUCAUUGAUGAAAUAGAUGCCUUCCUGAGGAACCGCUCCAGAACUGACCAUGAAGCCACGGCUAUGAUGAAAGCAGAAUUCAUGAGUCUUUGGGAUGGGCUGCAAACGGAGUCUGAUUGCCAGGUAAUGGUGCUAGGAGCCACCAACAGGCCCCAACAUGUGGACCCAGCCAUCCUGAGGAGGAUGCCAACAACUUUUCAGAUUGCUCUACCUACCCAAAGGCAAAGGCAAGAUAUCCUGAAGCUAAUUCUUGCUGGAGAAAAUAUGAGCAACGCUGUGAGCCUGAAGGAGCUGGCGGAGAAAACUCAUGGUUACUCAGGCAGUGACCUGUGGGAAUUGUGCCGGGACGCAGCCACGUAUCGCGUGCGCGAUUAUGUCCGGAAACAACAAAUGAAACAGAUUGCCCAGAUGCUGCACCUCAGAGACCGUGAUGGAGAGGCUGACUUGGAAGAGAAUUCCUUGAGGCCACUUACUCAGCUUGACCUGCUGUUUGCCCUGGAAAAGAUGAGAGAAUCCAAAGGAGUCACAUCCGGAGCACUGACGGAGCCAGCUUUGGACUGA
Molecule: messenger RNA, 1140 nt
Organism: Python bivittatus (Burmese python)
Lineage: Eukaryota; Metazoa; Chordata; Lepidosauria; Squamata; Pythonidae
Product: outer mitochondrial transmembrane helix translocase-like
Biological process (GO): extraction of mislocalized protein from mitochondrial outer membrane
Cellular component (GO): mitochondrial outer membrane
Molecular function (GO): ATP hydrolysis activity; ATP binding
Source: RefSeq, a predicted model, not a curated record